Cryptomeria japonica (Japanese cedar) is the source of this 1059-nucleotide messenger RNA. RefSeq lists its product as uncharacterized. NCBI's taxonomy places the organism in Eukaryota, Viridiplantae, Streptophyta, Pinopsida, Cupressales, Cupressaceae. Bases 1 to 1059 code for a protein of 352 amino acids. The transcript has a single exon. The record is from RefSeq and is a predicted model, not a curated record.
AUGGAUCCUGGUGAGCAGCCAACAGUCCCAAAAAGGCUAACUCAGAUAGAAGAAAUGCUUAUUGCUAGAGGAAACCCUAUCUUGCAAGUGAAUCAUACAAAUGGAGGUCAAUACAAGUACAGUGGACAUACAAUCAGUCUCCCACAAGACAUAAAAAAUAUAGCAAAGGAGCUUCCACGAAGAGUUUCUGACUUAGAUGUGCUUAUAAUAUGUCAAUUAAAUACUCAAGUUCAAUAUUAUGAAUGCUAUGUGAGUAGGUCACAUGUUAGAGAUGCAUUGGAAUACAAAGUAAAAAAUGAUCCAAAUUAUAAAGAUGUUAUAAUCAAUGAUGAUCACUUGUCAGAACUCCCUGAGAAAAGGACAAACAUUUCUGACAAAUUACAUACCAUUAAAACUAAUGAUGAAUUUAUAAACCUACAUACUACUAAUCAGACUGAUGAAGAAGAAUCUAAAAAUGAAAUACCAAACAUGUCAUCUUCUGUGGCUAAGUUGCCAAAUAGACACCAUGAACUUGAAAUCAUAAAGCAGGCAUUGGAGCUUGAAAAUAGUAUAAGUGAAAGCAUUAUUUGGCCUACAAUUGAUACAUCUCAAGUUAAUGAAUAUAAUACUGAGAGCUUACUUGACAUAGCAUUCCCUACACUUUUUCCAAAUGGAGCUACUCUACAAUCCCAACCACGAUUAAAGGAGGUAAAAAUGCACAUGUAUGUGUUACAAUUGAUACGGUUUUAUGACCAAUGGUUUGGAAGGCAUCGAAGGUUUCGAUAUUUUAUAUUCAAUCUUAUGAUGUGCCAUUGCAGCCAAGGACUUGCGACGAUAUUCAUUAAGAAAAAUGUAGAAGAGAACAUACCAACCACUGUUGAAAACCUUCAUGCACACCUCAAAACUCUUCCAAAUACACAAUUAGCUGAAGAGCUUAUGUGUUUUGGGUCAUCAAUGAGAGGGACAAGGCCAUAUUGGAACAAGUGUCACUUUGAGUUAUCCAGCAUGAUUAACCAAAUAGGAUCACCCACAUUAUUCUUCACACUGACUGCGGCUGACACAAAGUGGCCAAAUUUAUAG